This is a messenger RNA of Prorocentrum cordatum, 1860 nucleotides long. Lineage: Eukaryota; Dinophyceae; Prorocentrales; Prorocentraceae. The record is from the annotation of a GenBank genome assembly.
GUCCGCCCUGAGCCAGCUGCCGCAGCGGGUCGCCCUAGUGAUGACCAUGGACGCUAACGCUGCCAUGGUGCCUCAGCUCCCGCACGUCGGCUACGCGGGCCAGCGCCGUACAUGCACUAACUUGAACGGCAACGGCGCCCGCCUGCUAGACCUCCUCCAGACGUUCCACCUGUCGGCUCUCAACACCUUCGGCAAGCGCACGAGACAGAACGACUACUUCAAUGCGCUGGAGCAUUCGUUGAUCGAGACCGCGGCCCCACACAACCUCCUCCAGCCGACGAAGGAGAACAGGCCGAAGCUACAGGAUGCGACCUUGGCCCUGAUAGACCUGAAGCACGAGCUCCAGAGACGCAUGGCCCUCCAUGCGGACCAGACCACCUCCGCGCACGGCCGCCUCCAGUCCAGGUUUGACGAGGCCGCCGGAGCAGCAGCCAAAGCAGUUCGAGCUGAGCGCCGCCAGCGCCUUGCCGAGACGGCAAAAGAAGCAGAAGCAGCUGGGGCCGCCAUGGACCUCCGCCGCCUGCGCGCUGUGGUGCGGCGCCUGGCCCCCAAACCUGUCGCCCCUGUCGUCACGGUCAACGACCUCACAACAGGUGGGACUUGCCGGGGCGCCGAGAAGGAGGUUGAGGUCCGAGCCCGAGCUUUGAGCGCCAUCUUUAAUGGAACUAUCAUUGACAUGAACAGCUUAGGUGGACCCCCAGGCCUCCUUCCGCGAGACGACGCGCGUAUUGGCACCUACAGCAUCGACGACAUAACGAAGACCACCCGCAGCGUGCCGAAUUACAAGAGUGCCCCAGUCCUCAAGAUGCCAGCGAUGAGCGACCAUGAGCCCACCAUUGAACCCAGCACCGACAGCCACGUCGACCAGCCCUUCGGUGGACCCGUCAUUGAGAUUUGGAAGUUGUGCGUUUCUGAAACAGCCCCAGCCUUGCAGCAUGUGUUCCGCGCCUGCCGCGCCCUUGGCCACUCCGCCCAUCGCUUCAAGGACGGAGAGACGGUCUCCCUCAGGAAGCCGAAGGGCGACGGCAAGAGCGCCAAGGACCAUGACAGAACGAUCAACCUGACCAAUCGCAUCGGCAAGGUCUACAUGAAUGUUACUGUCAUGCCCGAGCUUAGAGGACUGGCGUCUCGUCUUUCAUUUUCGCAGUUCGGGGCUUUGGCUGGCAGGUCUACCCGGGAUGCCCUGGCGGCUGUAGCUGAAGUUAUCCGACGGUAUCGCCUGCGUGGGCGCAGGUCGCGGCUUGGGUCGGGCGCAGCACCUGGUAUGCUCCUAGCCGUUUUGAUCGACCUUGAGAAGGCGUUCGGCUUGAUAGAUCGUGAUGAGUUUUGGACCGCGCUCGAGACGCUCGCCGUCAAGCGCAGCGUCAGACUCACGGUAAAGGAGCUCCACGAAGGCACGUGCUACAUCGCCCGCGACAUCAGAACCAACAUGCCCAUUGGGAAGCUCCUCGUCCCGGAGGGGGUCCGCCAGGGCAGCGUCGAGGGCCCGCUUCAGUAUGUUGCGGUGUGCGACGCCCUCGCGUCGGCCCUUCCGAGCAGCCGCUCCGUUUCUGAGUUUCCCGAAGUGUACGUCGCUUUUGACCCCGAGCUCAAAAAGAUUAGGCACCGGCAUAACCUCAUGGGAGACGAGGGAGAGGAGAGGAUGGUAGUCUCGCCGAUAAAGUUCGUUGAUGACCUGAUCGCCUUCACCAUUGUCGAAAACUUCGAGACAGCCUGUCGGUUCCUUGCCUUCCUGCAUUCCGAAAUCUCGAAGGGCAAGAUGAAAGUAAACGACGCUAAGACCGAGAUGCUAAUAGUGGUGACUGGCAACAUGAGCAAGCAGCGCAAGACUAAGAUUAGAGCCGAGCAAACGAACAUCAG